AUGAAUAACCUAGUGAUAGGAGGAACCCUCUGCACACAUCGUGAUAUCCACAGGCUGACCUGGAACUCGCUAUACUUAAGGGAGAAAAACCAGAUUGACCAUUUGAUGAUCAAUGGCAUAUGGAGACACACUUUAUUAGAUGUCAGGGUUAAGCGGAGUGUAAACGUAUGCAACGACGAUCACCUGGUGACAGCUCUCAUCAAGAUCACACUGAAAAAAGCUGAGGAAAGACCUAACACACAAGCGCGAUUUGACAUUCAGAGACUGAGGGAUAACACCGUGAAAGCUGCCUUCAUCAGCGAUUUAAGAAACAAAUUCCAAAUCUUGCAACACAUAUCGAAUGAAGGUGAGGAGACCAGUGUGGACAGCACAUGGAAGCAAGUCGCCGAAUCGUACACUGAAAGCAGCAAAAAGAAACUAGGCCUUCGCAAGAGAAACACCAACAAAGACUGGAUCCAGCAGGAGACUCUGAUUGCUAUUGAGGAAAGAAAGGAAAUCAAGAAAAGAUGCUGCAGAUCAAGUCCCCAUGACUGCGCGAGAGGCAAGAGGAGCUGUAUAGUAAGGCCAACAAGAGAGUCAAGAAGCUUGCACGCCGUGACAAGGACAUUGACACUGACCCACCAACUAAGGAUGAGAUAA
This is a messenger RNA of Saccostrea echinata, 639 nucleotides long. RefSeq lists its product as uncharacterized. Bases 1 to 639 code for a protein of 212 amino acids. Lineage: Eukaryota; Metazoa; Mollusca; Bivalvia; Ostreida; Ostreidae. The record is from RefSeq and is a predicted model, not a curated record. The transcript has a single exon.